AUGCAAUCCUAUUUGUGUUCAACACGUGUUUAAAUCACUUCAUAAUUAUUAUUAUUAUUGCAAAUAUUUUAUAAUUUUAUAUUAAUUUAUAAAACAAUUCAUUUAUUUAUUACACUUUGCAUUCAUUUCACAUCAAAUGGCCAUUGAUUUCAAUAAACAGGUCUCUGACUUUAAAGAGGAGAUCAAGAAAGAGGCCGAAGGACUGGUUCUCAAGACAUUCCCGCAAAAGAUACUCGAAUUACAAGCGCUUCUCAAAAGCAGUAAAUUCACGAUUAAGAGUCUGUCGGACAUCUGUAUGGACAUCAAUAUACCGGUUCCCGACCAUCCCUUCGCUCACAAUCACCACAACAACGACCACAACAUUAAUGACAAUCCCGACGGAGAUCUUCCGUCAAAGAAACGGAAGUACACGGCUAUAGAGGCGGACGGAGUGUCGGGAACUAAAGUGUUGGUUCUGCCCAAUGGUGUGGCCCCUUGUAAUAAACAUGUGGUCGAUUUGAUUGAAUUGGUUAAGCCAUUGAUCAGACAAUUGGUCGAAGACGCUAAUCUGCUAAAAAUGUGGAUUUUAUUCCUCAUUCCUCGCAUUGAAGACGGAAACAAUUUCGGUGUUUCUAUUCAGGAGGACACAUUGGGUGAGAUCCGUACUGUUGAGGGCGAAGCGGCCGCUUAUUUCGACCAAAUGUCCCGAUAUUUCUUAUCGCGGGCUAAGACUGUGGCAAAAGUGGCCAAAUAUCCGCACGUGGAAGACUAUCGAAGGACUAUCCAAGAGAUCGAUGAGAAAGAGUUUUUGAGUCUCCGUCUGGUUGUGGCCGAACUUCGCAACCAUUACGCGACUCUUCACGACAUGAUAACCAAGAACUUAGACAAAAUCAGAACUCCUCGUUCCUCUAACACUGAAAAUAUGUAUUGAUUUUCCCUUUUUUAUAAUUUCAAUAAAUACUGAAUAUCAUUAAAAAUUAUUAUUCAGCAAUUGUUUCCAC
Messenger RNA from Medioppia subpectinata, 980 nucleotides. The record is from the annotation of a GenBank genome assembly. NCBI's taxonomy places the organism in Eukaryota, Metazoa, Arthropoda, Arachnida, Sarcoptiformes, Oppiidae.